AAAUGUUUGAUAAAUGUUUUUUAAUUUAUCCAACAAAUUAGUAAAAUAAAUUACCAUACAAUCACAUUAUUGCUUAUAUAUGCAAUAUGUAUCAAAAGAGUUUGCUUAAACAGUUUCCUAGUUUUCAUCAUUUUUGUGUCCCUGUGUUGAGUUACAACAACACGUAAUUUCAGUCAGAACAUGCUCAAGUGACCACCCGACAUUCAUCUGUUUACUUUUGCUGAAAACGUCAUUUAUAAACAAGUUGCAAUUCAAAACAAAACACAAGUUAACUGGAAUUAUAGCCAAAUAUAUAACUAAUACAAUUAAUUGAAUAUGGAUAGUAAUGGCCACUCUAUUAAAGAUUUUAGGGUAGAAUCUGCCCCCGACACUGCCUUCUAUGUGUCAGAGUUUUUAUCAACAUCUGAAGAGAAAUCCAUAUUAAACCAUAUUUAUGCAGCACCAAAACCAAAAUGGACACAACUUACAAAUAGAAGACUGCAGAACUGGGGUGGGAUUCCCCACAGGAAUGGAAUGAUAGCAGAGGCCAUGCCACCAUGGCUUGAAACCUACCUUGAUAAAAUAGACAGGCUGGACCUGAUGGGUGGGAAACAUCCCAACCAUGUUCUGGUCAAUGAGUAUUUACCUGGACAGGGUAUAAUGCCGCACUUAGACGGGUCUCUGUUCUAUCCCACCAUCACUACACUUUCAGUAGGGUCUCACUGUGUUAUAACCUUCUUGGAGACAAAAGAGGACAAUGUAAUCAACACCACUCCUGCAUUCUCUCUGUUACUUGAACCAAGGAGUUUGUUAAUCUUACAAGACAAACUAUUCCACAACUAUUUACAUUGUAUUGAGGAAGUUAAGGAAGAUGUCUUAAAUGAUACAAUUAUUAAUUUAAAAAUGUGUUCAAAUAAUUAUGUCAAGGAUACAACUGUGAAAAGAGGUACGAGAGUAUCUUUGACUAUAAGGCAUGUGCCAAAAACAUCAACUUUUAAAUUAAAUAUUGGCAAUAAAAAAUAGGUAGGUAUCUAAUGUGAUUGUGUUUUACUUGAUUGUUAUUUACUGAUAGUUAUCUUUUUUUUAAUAUAUAUGUGUUUCAUAUUAA
Molecule: messenger RNA, 1087 nt
Organism: Trichoplusia ni (cabbage looper)
Lineage: Eukaryota; Metazoa; Arthropoda; Insecta; Lepidoptera; Noctuidae
Product: alpha-ketoglutarate-dependent dioxygenase alkB homolog 6
Exons: 2
Coding region: 316-1002 (228 amino acids)
Source: RefSeq, a predicted model, not a curated record